CAAAUACGUACCAUUAUUACAUUAAAAAUAUCUUUGUCAUCUCUUACCUCAGUCUCUGUCACGUACCGACGUACGUACUGUUCUUAGUCAACAAUGAGCUCUGCAGCCGCAAAUGAAAAUUGCCUUGGAUGGGCCGCAAGAGAUGCAUCUGGGGUUCUCUCACCUUACAAAUUCAGCCGUAGGGCUGUUGGAAAAGAUGACGUUUCUAUAAAAAUCACGCACUGCGGAAUCUGUUAUGCCGAUGUAAUUUGGACCAGGAACAAAUUUGGAGACUGCAUGUAUCCCGUAGUGCCUGGACAUGAGAUUGCUGGAAUUGUGAAAGAGAUUGGUUCCAAUGUCGAGCGUUUCAAAGUUGGCGACCAUGUUGGGGUGGGAGCUUUUGUUGACUCUUGCAGAGAUUGUGAGUAUUGUGAUGAUAAACUAGAAAUUCAUUGUCUAAAGCGAGCUGUUGGCACUUAUAAUGCCGUAGAUGUGGAUGGUACAAUCACAAAAGGAGGAUACUCAAAUUCCAUUGUUGUCCAAGAAAGGUACUGCUAUACGAUUCCUGAAAGCUAUCCAUUGGCUUCAGCAGCGCCUUUGCUUUGUGCUGGAAUUACUGUUUACACUCCCAUGAUGCGGCAUAAGAUGAAUCAAGCUGGAAAAUCUCUUGGAGUGAUUGGCCUUGGUGGUCUUGGUCACAUGGCAGUGAAGUUUGGCAAGGCUUUUGGGUUGAACGUAACUGUUCUCAGCACAAGCAUAUCCAAGAGAGAGGAAGCCCUGACUCUACUUGGUGCAGACAAAUUUGUUAUUUCAUCUGACCAAGAGCAGAUGGCGGCCCUGGCAAAGUCAUUGGAUUUUAUUAUUGAUACAGCAUCUGGUGACCACCCAUUUGACCCCUACCUUUCGCUUUUGAAGACUUCUGGUGUUCUGGUCCUGGUGGGUGCCCCAAGUGAAGUCAAGUUCAGUCCUUUACCCCUUUUACUUGGUAGGAUAACCGUUUCUGGUAGUACAACCGGAGGCACGAAGGAGACACAAGAAAUGAUAAACUUCUGUGCUGCGCACGGAAUUCAUCCCAACAUAGAAGUGAUUCCAAUUCAGUAUGCAAAUGAAGCUCUUGAGAGGCUGAUAAAGAGCGAUGUCAAAUACCGGUUUGUGAUUGAUAUCGAAAACUCCCUGAAAUGAAGCAUGUAGAGAAAAGAGGGAUUCCUCUUUUUCAAUACAUACGCUAAUAUGUUUAACGCGGAUUUGAGGAAUUGGACAAGAUAGACACUCAAAGAAUAAGGUCAUUGGUGAUGUUUCAUAGCUUGGUUGUAGUGCAUUUGCUUCUCUGCAACAAUAUGCACGCUUGAUCAUCUUUAUGAAGCAUGUGGUUCUAUGUAAUAACUUGCAAUUUAGUUAUGUAAGUGUUCUUAUUUAAAAUAGAUUUAGGUAAUAGUAUGUAAUUUCGGAUGGUCAAUCUUCUCAUUUUGUUGUACUAUGCUUAUUUUUAUAUGUUAGCUUGCUUGGGAUUGCUUUA
Corylus avellana is the source of this 1495-nucleotide messenger RNA. RefSeq names its product putative cinnamyl alcohol dehydrogenase 1. Lineage: Eukaryota; Viridiplantae; Streptophyta; Magnoliopsida; Fagales; Betulaceae. The record is from RefSeq and is a predicted model, not a curated record. Gene Ontology annotation, molecular function: zinc ion binding; oxidoreductase activity, acting on the CH-OH group of donors, NAD or NADP as acceptor.